Molecule: messenger RNA, 1735 nt
Organism: Vespa crabro (European hornet)
Lineage: Eukaryota; Metazoa; Arthropoda; Insecta; Hymenoptera; Vespidae
Gene: DCTN4-p62
Product: dynactin subunit 4
Exons: 9
Coding region: 130-1620 (496 amino acids)
Cellular component (GO): dynactin complex
Source: RefSeq, a predicted model, not a curated record
UAUACACGUUCGUAACCAUAUUGAAAUGGCAUACUUGGGUAUGAAAGUACUCUUCAGUAAUAGAUAUUCCAUAUUUGUCAAAUUUUUUCUUUUUUUGUAAUCGGGCUUAGUUCUUAUCGAUUUUUAAACAUGGCUUACUUGUAUCAACCUGAUUACGUUCGUUAUAUGUGUAAUUGUGGUUCUCUAAAACCUAUUUCAAAAAUAUAUUUUUGUCGGCACUGUUUAAAAAUUCGAUGUGGUUACUGUGUCUGUCAAGAGGUUGAUUUAUAUUAUUGUCCAAAUUGUAUGGAAAAUUUACCCUCAUCAGAAGUUCGUCUUAAGAAGAACAAAUGCUCAAACUGCUUUAAUUGUCCUAAUUGUUUUCAAAUGUUGUCUACGAGAGCAGGACAUGUCCCAUUAAGACCAACAACAAAGGAAGGAGAAGAUUCAAAAGAUGUUAAAGUUUUACCUAAAAAAGUUUAUUAUUUAUCUUGUUCUUUUUGUCGAUGGAGUUCUAGAGAUGUUGGUAUUCCAGAUCAAUUUAUGGCCACAGGAAGAUGGUCUGAACAAGAAAAUCCUCAUACAAGAAGAAUUAAUGCCUUAAUAGACUACCAUAAAAUAUUGACUUCUAUAGAGAAGCGACAACGAGAAAGAAAAAAAUUUCAACCUAAACGUUCAUUUGUACAAUAUGAAUCAUUUGGACUAACAUCUGCAAUGAUACAUAAACAUAUUGUUCAGUCAAGAAAACCUCAGAUUCAAUUGCAAUUGUCUGAUCAACCAACUCCUUCUAUUGCUUCAGAAGAUGUGGAAGAACUAUCAUCAGAAAUAUUUACUGAGCCUAUAGAUAUUAUAAAAAUUAGUACUUUAGAGCAACGUUUACAUCACCCUGAUGUACAAGCAGAGAAUGUAAGUGAAUUACGUCCACAACGUAGGCAACUUUUAGUUAAGAGAUCACAACGUUGCAGAGUUUGUGAGCAUAAUCUUAGCAAACCUGAUAUAUGCCCGCAGUCUACAAAAUUCAAAAUUCAAUUAGCUGCAUUUUAUCAUAUACCUGAAGUAAAGAUUGUUACUUGUGAACCAUUAUAUCCUGGUAAACCCAGUGAAUUAUUUUUAAAGUUCUGCAAUCCUACACGACAUCCAACACAAAUAACUUUAUUUCCAUUGGAUGUGUCAAUGGCACCUAUUCCUGUUACUGAUGUUACAGAAAAAGGAGAAAUUAAGAAAGAUGAUGUGCAAAUGAUAAGUGAAGCUCUGAAUUCACUGCCUUCUGUUGUACGCCAAGCACCUGUUGUAGAAGAAGUUAAAACAAUAAAAGUUGUUCCAAAUGCAGAUUUAGUAUUACCUCAUAGUUCUUUAAUUUUGCCGGCUAGAGAUGAUGCUGCAGAAUAUGAUGACACGGUUGAUACACAUAAUUUUCAAGAUGAUCCAAAGCUUAUAGUCUGGAGAAAAGGAAACAAAGCAAUAGUGAGACUUAAUGUUACACCAUUUGAAAAUGAUGAGAUAAAAGAAGUUACAGUAGGAUUUGUAAUGCAACAUGGAUAUGUAAAUACAAUUACUGCUUUAGAACACAAAGCACCACAGAAAUUGGAUUUGAAGGUUAAAUUAUAUUUGACUCUUGGGAAACUUUGUAGUCCUACAUAGUAAUCUAAAGAUUAUUUACUUAAAGCUGAUUUAAAUAAAAGUGAAUGAAAAUUGUAACUUUUUAACACUGAAAAUGCACAGAAAUAUAAUAUCUAAAUCAUUGUAUUGUAAUCAA